CUUGGUUCAUAUAAGUCUACUCAAACCCUUCUCUAGCCGUCCUCCUUGCAGCAUCUGAGGAAGUACCCAAAAUGAGUAAGCUCCAGAGUGAAGCCGUGAGAGAGGCAAUAUCAGCCAUGAUCACUCACUGUAAGGAGACAAAGCCACGCAAGUUCACUGAGACCAUCGAACUCCAGAUUGGUCUUAAGAACUAUGACCCACAAAAGGACAAGCGUUUCAGCGGUUCUGUCAAGUUGCCUCACAUUCCUAGGCCUAAGAUGAAGAUUUGCAUGCUCGGUGAUGCCCAGCACGUUGAAGAGGCUGAGAAGAUUGGGUUGGAAUCUAUGGAUGUGGAAGCACUGAAGAAGUUGAACAAGAACAAGAAACUUGUUAAGAAGCUAGCAAAGAAGUUCCAUGCUUUCCUUGCUUCUGAAUCUGUCAUCAAACAGAUUCCUCGUCUUCUUGGUCCUGGUCUCAACAAGGCAGGAAAGUUCCCAACUCUUGUGAGUCACCAAGAGUCCUUGGAAGGCAAGGUGAAUGAGACCAAGGCAACAGUGAAGUUCCAACUUAAGAAGGUUCUUUGCAUGGGUGUCGCUGUUGGAAACCUUGACAUGGAAGAGAAGCAGAUCUUUCAGAAUGUUCAGAUGAGUGUUAACUUCCUUGUUUCACUCUUGAAGAAAAACUGGCAAAACGUGAGGUGUUUGUACUUGAAGAGUACAAUGGGUCCACCAAACCGUGUGUUCUAAGAUUGUUAUCUCAAAGUUUCUCUUAAGAUAUCAUCAAGGCUGAGAGUAGAUUUGAUUUUACAUUUCUGUCAUGAGCCUUCUUCUUGGAUUAAUUUCAGAAUCCUUAUUUGGUAGUAUCAAGAUUUUCUUGAAAGACAAUUUUGUUUCUAUU
This is a messenger RNA of Eruca vesicaria subsp. sativa (arugula), 876 nucleotides long. Lineage: Eukaryota; Viridiplantae; Streptophyta; Magnoliopsida; Brassicales; Brassicaceae. The record is from the annotation of a GenBank genome assembly.